ACUUAUUUAUUAAUCACUAACACAUUUUAACCUAACUUUCUUAACCUCAAAAAUAUAAUUUUCAAUGUCUCAUCCAAAUUCGGAAGAAAACAUUUUAAGUCUCGAUAAAAAUCCUUUUGAUGGUUUAAUAAUUCAAAACGAUAAUAUUUUAUAUGCUUUAGAAGGAAGGUAUGCGUGCCCAAAGUGUGGGAAAUCACGUAAAUUUUACUGUUAUUCCUGCUAUGUUCCCAUACCAGAAUUAAAGAACGUUUUACCAAAAGUUACGUUACCUGUAAAAAUUGAUAUAAUCAAGCAUAAACAAGAAAUUGAUGGCAAAAGCACCUCAGCUCAUGCAGUGUUAAUAGCCCCUGAUGAUGUACGAGUGUAUACUUACCCCGACAUACCUGAAUAUGAAGAAGAUCAAACUGUAUUAAUAUACCCGACUUGUAAAGCUUUAGAAAUAAGUCAAUUAUUUUCACAUAAUGGAAACAUAUCGGAUAUUAAAUCAGAAAUAAAAAUAGAUCUUCCAAAGGGUUAUAAUGCUGGAACACUUUUAAAACAAGUCUCCACCACAAAGAAUUAUUGCAAUUACAAAGGGGCCAAUAGCCUUCCAAUUAAAAGGGCUGUAUUUAUUGAUAGUACAUGGAAUCAAAGUAAAGGAAUAUACAAAGAUGAACGGAUAAGAAAAUUACCUUGCGUAGUCUUACAAAAUCGAAUUUCCCAGUUUUGGAGGCAUCAAAAAGGUAGCCCCAGGUGGUACCUAGCCACGAUAGAAGCAAUCCAUCAAUUUGUUUUAGAGAUUCAUCUAAAUGCAUGGGGUGUACAUCCCGAUUAUAAAGGACUUGCUAAAUGUUUUAAUGAAAAAAGUAUAAUUCAUUUUGAAGAAUUAAUAGUAAAUAAUGAGGAUGCUUAUAACGGUCAAUAUGAUAAUUUGUUAUUCUUUUUCAAACACAUGUAUUAUUUAAUUCAUACUUAUUAUGAACAUGAUAGUUUGUACGCUUAUAAAAGGAGAUUGAAUUAAAAUUUUUAUUCUAAAUAUA
Molecule: messenger RNA, 1019 nt
Organism: Onthophagus taurus
Lineage: Eukaryota; Metazoa; Arthropoda; Insecta; Coleoptera; Scarabaeidae
Product: tRNA-uridine aminocarboxypropyltransferase 1
Biological process (GO): tRNA modification
Cellular component (GO): nucleus
Molecular function (GO): tRNA-uridine aminocarboxypropyltransferase activity
Source: RefSeq, a predicted model, not a curated record